UCCACUAAGUUAUAUAUGACUUUGCAUUCUUAAGUUGUAAGUAUAUGCUACACUAAAGAUUUUCUUUAUUGGAGAUAUUUUAUUAGAUAAUUAUAAAGACUUCUUUCUUGGCAGCAUUUUUCGAUUUUAAAGGUGACCGGCAUUAAGGUGACACACCAUAAGAGAUAAAAGGUACCAUGAAUUGGGCUUUUCUUCAGGGUCUCUUAAGCGGGGUUAACAAGUACUCCACUGUGUUUGGGCGUGUGUGGCUGUCCAUAGUCUUCCUCUUCAGGGUCAUGGUCUUCGUUGUUGCUGCAGAGAAAGUGUGGGGUGAUGAUCAGAAGGAUUUUACAUGUAACACCGCUCAGCCUGGAUGCCAUAACGUUUGUUAUGAUCACUUCUUUCCAGUGUCCCACAUACGUCUCUGGGCGCUGCAGCUCAUCUUCGUCACCUGUCCGUCUUUUCUUGUGGUGCUCCAUGUGGCGUACCGCGAGGAACGAGAGCGAAAGCACCGUCUGAAGUUUGGUGAUGGCUGUCAGCGGCUGUAUGAAAACACUGGAAAGAAGCGUGGUGGUCUCUGGUGGACGUAUGUCCUUUCACUGGUAUUUAAGAUGGGUGUGGAUGCAACCUUUGUGUACUUGCUGUACUAUAUCUACGAGGGCUAUGACUUCCCAUCCUUGAUAAAAUGCUCUGAGCCUCCUUGCCCCAACGUGGUUGACUGCUUUAUUUCUCGGCCCACAGAGAAGAGGAUCUUCACCAUCUUUAUGGUGAUGACAAGUCUGGUGUGCAUUCUGCUCUCCCUUUGUGAAAUUCUCUACCUGGUGGUCAAACGUUGCUUUGAAUGUGUCCAGAGGUUGCAGGGGUCACGACAGGUACACAAGGCAAAGUCUAUCUCCAACAUGAGGAGCUCAACUGCUCUCUUGGAAUCAAACAGCAAAAAACUGGCCAGCAAAGACCAGCCAGCGCCCGCAUACAGUGUGGUCAUCUCAGAUCAUAAUUGAGACUCUAAAUGUUCUUCAUGUUCACCAGAAUGUCAGCUGAAAUUGUACUGACUCAGCAGGCAGUUGGCAUUGGAGGAACUUGCUUAUAGGCUUGCUUUAUAUCCACUGGAUGUUUUUCAUGUUUUUGCAGGAAAGUUGUGGCAUCAUAAGCAAAAACUAUGGGCAUCAACUUUGUAGUAUUCAGAAUAUUGUAAUGUUUUAAAGUAUGAGUAAAGCAAGGUAAUUUAUGAUUUAGGUAAAGCAUCUAUUAGUCCGAGUUCCAGCAACUUAACCAACAAGCAGUUUGGUUCUUAAUUCAACUGUGAAAACAAAACAACCAACAUGUGCCCAAUAAUAAUAAGUUAAUAACAUAAAUCACAACUGACACUAACUAGCAAAACAUGACUAAAAGUGUUGCUAUAGCACACUUCCCUGCACCUUAUUUAAUUAUACAUUAUAAGAGAGACAAUAUCUUGAAUAAGCAUUGACAUUAAAAAUGUAUUCUCUUUGCUGGAUGUGAGAGGAGUGAGAGUUAUUGUAUUGUAUAUCAGAUGGUGCCUAAUCAAAUUAUUAUGUCUUGUGGCAGGAAAAUGCAGUAUUUUAGGGUGCAAGAGUUUAUUGAGAAAGAUUUAUAGUUCUGCCAGAUGAUCAAUUUCAGGUGUACAUGUGUUGAGUGUUUUCCUGUAUACCUCAGUGGUAGAGCAUUGCGCAAAAGGUCAUGGGUUCAAACCCAGUUCACACAAAUACUGAUAAAAAUGUAUAGCUUGUAAUGCACUGUAAGUUGCUUUGGAUAAAAGCGUUUGCCAAAUUCAUAAAUAUAAAUGAGUGAGAGAAAGGUCAGUUUUCAAGUUCACUGAUAAAGAUGCAUUUUUUUUGUAAGUAAAAAAGUCAACCUUUCAAUAUACUAACAAUUACAUCCUUUUUACUGUGUUUGGAGUUGUUUACAUUUUGAGAUUUAUUAAAGUCUGUUUUUUAUUUUCUUAUAA
Molecule: messenger RNA, 1945 nt
Organism: Paramisgurnus dabryanus
Lineage: Eukaryota; Metazoa; Chordata; Actinopteri; Cypriniformes; Cobitidae
Gene: gjb10
Product: gap junction protein beta 10
Biological process (GO): cell-cell signaling
Cellular component (GO): connexin complex
Molecular function (GO): gap junction channel activity
Source: RefSeq, a predicted model, not a curated record